CCCUGCCGCUCCCCAAUCCGAUGUGGGUCCUAUCCGGACUCUAUUUCCCAGAAGGCCUCGAGGCCUGAGGCGACCUGUUGGGUCCUCAGCGUCUUGGCGGCAGUUGGUGGAGCCGGAGCUGCGAGUCUGUCCUCGGCGCUGCCUGCGCGUUUACCUCAGUCUCCACUGGAACUCUUCUCACCAGCCCACCUCAUCCUGACCCAGUCCCGGCGGAGAGCGGCGCCAACCCGAGCGCUGCCUCGGAUUAGGCGUCCGCCGAAGUCGGAACGCCCCUCCGCGUCUCCCCGCGGCUCAGCAAGGACCGCGUCCGGGCUGCCGUCGCCUCGUCGCCAUGGCGCCCACCAUCCAGACCCAGACCCAGCGGGAGGACGGCCACAGGCCCAAUUCCCACCGGACUCUGCCUGAGAGGUCUGGAGUGGUCUGCCGAGUCAAGUACUGCAACAGCCUCCCUGACAUCCCCUUCGACCCCAAGUUCAUCACCUACCCCUUCGACCAGAACAGGUUCGUCCAGUACAAAGCGACCUCCUUGGAAAAACAGCACAAACAUGACCUCCUGACUGAGCCAGACCUGGGGGUCACCAUUGACCUCAUCAAUCCUGAUACCUACCGCAUUGACCCCAAUGUACUCCUAGACCCAGCUGAUGAGAAGCUUUUGGAAGAGGAGAUUCAGGCCCCCACGAGCUCCAAGAGAUCCCAGCAGCAUGCGAAGGUGGUGCCGUGGAUGCGGAAGACAGAGUACAUCUCUACUGAGUUCAACCGUUACGGCAUCUCCAAUGAGAAGCCUGAGGUCAAGAUUGGAGUUUCUGUGAAGCAGCAGUUCACUGAGGAGGAAAUAUACAAAGACAGGGACAGCCAGAUCACAGCCAUUGAGAAGACUUUUGAGGAUGCACAGAAGUCGAUCUCCCAGCAUUACAGCAAGCCCCGAGUGACACCAGUGGAGGUCAUGCCUGUCUUCCCAGAUUUUAAGAUGUGGAUCAACCCAUGUGCUCAGGUGAUCUUUGACUCAGACCCAGCCCCCAAGGACACCAGUGGUGCAGCUGCGUUGGAGAUGAUGUCUCAGGCCAUGAUCAGAGGCAUGAUGGAUGAAGAAGGGAACCAGUUUGUGGCCUACUUCCUGCCUGUGGAAGAGACGCUGAAGAAACGAAAGCGGGACCAGGAAGAGGAGAUGGACUAUGCACCGGAUGAUGUGUAUGACUACAAGAUUGCUCGGGAGUACAACUGGAACGUGAAGAACAAGGCUAGCAAGGGCUACGAGGAAAACUACUUUUUCAUCUUCCGAGAGGGUGAUGGGGUUUACUACAAUGAAUUGGAGACCAGGGUCCGCCUGAGUAAGCGCCGGGCCAAAGCUGGGGUUCAGUCAGGUACCAACGCCCUGCUUGUGGUCAAACAUCGGGACAUGAACGAGAAGGAAUUAGAAGCCCAGGAGGCACGGAAGGCCCAGCUGGAGAACCAUGAACCCGAGGAGGAAGAGGAAGAGGAGAUGGAAACAGAAGAGAAAGAAGCUGGGGGCUCAGAUGAGGAGAGAGAGAAGGACAGCAGCAGCGAGAAGGAAGGCAGUGAGGACGAGCGCUCAGGCAGUGAGAGUGAACGCGAGGAGGGUGACAGGGACGAGGCGAGUGACAAGAGUGGCAGCGGCGAGGACGAGAGCAGCGAGGAUGAGGCCCGGGCUGCCCGGGACAAAGAGGAGAUCUUCGGGAGUGACGCGGAUUCAGAGGACGACGCUGACUCUGAUGAUGAGGACAGAGGCAGGGCCCGUGGCAGUGACGAUUCGGACAGCGGCAGUGAUGGGGGUGGCCAGCGGAGCCGCAGCCACAGCCGGAGCCGCAGCGCCAGUCCCUUCCCCAGUGGCAGUGAGCACUCGGCCCAGGAGGAUGGCAGUGAAGCGGCAGCUUCUGAUUCCAGUGAAGCCGACAGCGACAGUGACUGAGUCCCAGGGCCUCCAGGACUGGCGCAGACGAGAUUAUUAUGCGCAGGAAGGCACUUUCCCAGCGUUCUCUUUGCAAGCCCUUCGCUUUGUUUGUUUCCUUCCCCUCCUCCAAACCUUUGCUGUUAAUAAAGCCAACUUCUCUUUACUUUCCCUCCCAGGCCCUAUGGUCUUAUUCCGACUACAACCCUCCUCCCCCCUCCCCAAACCUACCCCAGGUGCUCAGUGGCCCCAGCUUAAGGGAUGGAAGCAAAGGCCACAGAGACAGGGUCACUAGGUUUUCCAUGAAAUGUAGCAUAACAAAGGUCAGAAUCCUUUUUUGUUUUUUUUUUUUGUUUUUUUUUUCCAAAAUAAGCCCAGACCAUUAAACAAGUGAAACUCCAACAAAUAAGUCUUCUCCAACAGCGAGAAACACUGUACAGUUACUCAAAGCUGAUUCUGCCAGUGGGGCUGGAGAUAGGAGGGAGGGUGAAAUCAUGGUGGAGGGGCCUGGGUGGGGAGGGGCAGAGCAGGAGAGGAUCAGGGUCCUGCCCAUCAGAGUGGGGCCGCCUGCGUCCUGCACACUCUGCUGUCAGGUGGGAGGAGGGGGGCAGCUCUUGCCUCCCAUUGUGUGUGGGGAGGUGUCCCUUGCCCCCUCCCAGGGCCAGGCAGAGCCAGCUCGCCCUGAACAAGUGAACAGGACAGGACUGGCUGGGAGGAGGUGAGGGUCCUGUAAGAGGAACACCCUGCUGAUUCCAAAUGAGGUGGCCCCUGUCCAUCCCACUUCCUGGGGCUAGUGGGAGGGGGACUGGAGAAGCCCUGGGAGUUUGAGGGGAAUGAGCAAAGGCACAGAAACAUGGAGGGGCCGGGGUGGGGGACUUGCAUAGGUUGAUGAGUGUGCAAGAGGUACAUAAAUAAACCUGACACCCCACCCAGCCCGGCACUGGGAGAGGAGGUGGGGACCUGUAGCAGGUUCCCAGGGCCACCCCACCACCUGGC
Ceratotherium simum simum (southern white rhinoceros) is the source of this 2902-nucleotide messenger RNA. It is a transcript of the gene PAF1, whose product is annotated as PAF1 component of Paf1/RNA polymerase II complex. Gene Ontology annotation, cellular component: Cdc73/Paf1 complex. Gene Ontology annotation, biological process: transcription elongation by RNA polymerase II. The record is from RefSeq and is a predicted model, not a curated record. Gene Ontology annotation, molecular function: chromatin binding; RNA polymerase II complex binding. NCBI's taxonomy places the organism in Eukaryota, Metazoa, Chordata, Mammalia, Perissodactyla, Rhinocerotidae.